AUGGCAAGAGGCACAGUGAAAUGGCCCAGGUACCCACUUACCUGCUUCUUUUUUCCCAACACUCUUUUCUUUUUCAAAAGGUGUCCAAGCUCCACAGAACCACAAAACCUAACACGUGUCUCAGAAUUCCUCCUCCUGGGCCUGUCAGAUGAUCGGGAAUGGCAGCCCGUCCUCUUCGGGCUGUUCCUGUCCAUGUACCUGGUCACCGUCCUGGGGAACCUGCUCAUCAUCCUGGCCGUAGGCUCUGACCCCCACCUCCACACCCCCAUGUACUUCUUCCUCUGCAACCUGUCCUUGGCUGACCUUGGUUUCACCUCCACCACGAUCCCCAAGAUGAUAGCGGACACCCAAACCCACAGUGGAGUCAUCUCCUAUGCAGGCUGCCUGACGCAGAUGUCUUUUUUUAUGUUUUUUGGGUGUUUGGACAGUCUUCUCUUGGCCGUGAUGGCCUAUGACCGGCUGGUGGCCAUCUGCCACCCCCUGCACUACACGGCCAUCAUGAACCCCCGCCUCUGUGGCUUGUUGGUGUCGGCAUCAUUUUUCACCAGUCUUCUGGUCUCCCAGAUGCACAAUUCGAUCGUAUCUCAGCUCACCUAUUUCAAGGAUGUGGAAAUUGCUCAUUUCUUCUGUGACCCUUCUCAACUCCUCAGCCUCGCCUGUUCCGACACCUCCACCAAUAACGUAGUCAUGUAUCUUGUUGGUGCCAUCUCCGGGUUUCUCCCUAUCUCCGGUAUCCUCUUCUCUUACUACAAAAUUGUCUCCUCUGUUCUGAGAGUCCCCUCAGCAAGCGGGAAGCACAAAGCCUUCUCCACCUGUGGCUCUCACCUGUCAGUCGUGUGCUUAUUUUAUGGCACUGGUCUUGGGGUGUACCUCAGUUCGGCUGUCUCACUUUCUCCCAGGAAUGAUGCGGUGGCCUCGGUGGUGUACACUGUGGUCACCCCCAUGCUGAACCCCUUCAUCUACAGCCUGAGGAACAGGGAUAUCAAAGCGGCCAUGUGGAAGCUCUUCAGCAAAAGAGUCUAA
This is a messenger RNA of Manis javanica (Malayan pangolin), 1023 nucleotides long. The record is from RefSeq and is a predicted model, not a curated record. NCBI's taxonomy places the organism in Eukaryota, Metazoa, Chordata, Mammalia, Pholidota, Manidae.